AAACAAAUAGACUAAAUUCCACAAGAAAAGAGAGACCGCGCCGAGAAUGAACGCUGCCACGAAAUCUGAACUCUUUCCCUUGUUCUUCCCUCUAUUAUGAUCGGCGCCUCCUCAGCACGAAAUUCCUCUAUAUACUUCUUUCUUUCGUCGCUAUGGAGUUCGAAUCCUACUACGAAAUUUCCCGCACCGCCGACUUCAUUCACACCCGCAACUUCACCCGAGUUGCAUUGCAGUUCCCUGAUGAGCUCUUGAAGGAUUCAACUAGAGUGGUGAGGGCUUUAAAGGAUAGGCUUCGUGUGCUUGAUGAAUCUGAUACAAAUCAUAGUGAUAGCAAAAAUGAGGUUAGGUUGUUCGUCAUGGCCGAUACUACUUAUGGUAGUUGUUGUGUUGAUGAGGUUGGAGCAGCUCAUGCUAAUGCUGAUUGUGUUAUACACUAUGGACAUACCUGUCUGAGCCCGACAACAACACUUCCAGCACUUUUUGUUUUUGGAAAGGAUUCAAUCGAUGUAACCACUUGUGCCAAAACUUUAUCUCAGUACAGUUUGUCCAGUGGAAAGCCUGUUUUGGUUCUUUUUGGGUUGGAAUAUGCACAUUCAAUGUUUGAUAUUAAACAAAGACUAUUAGAUUCAUUCCAGACAAGCAGUUUGGGAUCGGAAUUGGAAGUUCAUUUUGCAGAUGUUAAAUGUUCUAGUUUGGAUCCAUCCCCAUAUCAAGAAAAUGUUGUCAAAGGUGGGGAACAAGCUUCCAAUGCUGAAAGUGGGAGUUCUGAGAACAUAGCUGGAGCUAGGCAUCACAUUGGAGGCUUGUUUUGGGAGUUACCUAAAGAGCGAAGAAUGGAGGACUGCUCACUUUUCUGGAUAGGUUCUGACAAUUCAGCCUUUGCCAAUGUUGUUCUAACAUUUAAUGGCUGUGAGAUAGUCAGAUAUGAUGCAAAAGAAAGUUGGUUAGUUACUGAUGUAUCUAAGCAGAGAAGGAUCCUUAAGCGCAGAUAUUAUUUGGUGGAGAAGGCAAAGGAUGCUGCCAUUGUUGGAAUUUUGGUUGGUACUCUUGGUUUAGCUGGUUACCUCCAUAUCAUUCAUCAGAUGAAAGAACUGAUCACUGGAGCAGGGAAGAAGGCUUAUACACUUGUUAUGGGAAAACCCAAUCCUGCAAAGCUUGCUAACUUCCCCGAGUGUGGUGUAUUCAUAUAUGUUUCUUGCGCCCAAACUGCACUUAUGGAUAGCAAAGAGUAUCUUGCUCCCGUUAUUACUCCAUUUGAAGCCACACUAGCUUUCAGCAGAGGAAGUCAAUGGACGGGAGUUUAUGUUAUGGAAUUUCAAGAUUUGAUUGAUUGCUCAACACCUAAAGAAGCAAACCAAUCAGAUGAAGCUCGAUAUUCUUUUUUGCAAGGCGGAUAUGUUGAAGAUUGGGAUUCCCAAGAAAAUACUGAGGAAGAAAAUGGAGCACAUGCUCUAGUAACUGCAACACAGAAGGCUCUCCAGUUGCGUGAUAAUCGAAACUUGCUUAUUGAAGGAACUGCCAGGUCUGGAGCAGAAUUUUUUGCAUCUCGUUCCUUUCAAGGCUUAGAUAUUAACAAUGGCAGUUUCGAGCCGGAGCCAUAUGUGAUAGGGAGGAGUGGCAAGGCAUCAGGGUAUCAAGACGAGAAAAACAGGUAAGAAGAAAAACAUUGAAGAUGUAGGUCAUGGCAGGUGCUUGGAAAAAGAGGUUAGUGUUCAAUUCUUCGAAGAGAUGUUAAAAAUUAGGUUUCUGAAGAUAGUCUAAGUUUUGAAAAACUGUGGUAAAUGAAUGAUAAUAGUUAUAAAAUUGUUGUGCACAAAGAAAGUGCUAUUUAGAAGAAAGGAUAAUUUUAAUUAUUUCUUAGAACAAGUGAUUCCUGCAAUUAUAGUGUAUAAUAAUAAUUUUUGGUUUAGAUUCUA
Messenger RNA from Cucumis melo (muskmelon), 1916 nucleotides. RefSeq lists its product as uncharacterized. The coding region runs from base 153 to 1655 and encodes 500 amino acids. The record is from RefSeq and is a predicted model, not a curated record. Gene Ontology annotation, biological process: protein histidyl modification to diphthamide. The transcript has 10 exons. NCBI's taxonomy places the organism in Eukaryota, Viridiplantae, Streptophyta, Magnoliopsida, Cucurbitales, Cucurbitaceae. Gene Ontology annotation, molecular function: 2-(3-amino-3-carboxypropyl)histidine synthase activity.